CGAAAAGGACAAACAUGAAGGUGCUGGCAGCAGUUUUAGUUUGCUUAUUUAUUCUGAAAACGUCGUCUGAGGAAAUUCAAUACUCAGCUGCACACGAUAGACAGAAACGUCUAAAUCUACCUGAUAUAGAUGUAAGUUAGUUUACUUUUAUAGCUCUAGUUCUAUUACCCUUGAGACCUUUUUUCAACUUAUUCUGGAUACAUAACCUAAAAAUAAAAUUAUGUUAACUCGACAUCAAUUUUCCAGAAAGCGGUGUCAGCUUAUUUUAAUUAAUUUUUCCAAACGUUUUCAAGAACUUCGGGCGAAAGUAUUUUAAUUCAUGUAACACAAUUACGAUGUUCUUUCAGAUACAGCACAACUCCUUGUGCCUAGUCCUUAUCUGGUUUGAGCCUUACAGCAAUCAAUGCCUUACAGUACACCACAACUGUGAAGACAUUAGAGCGUUGCCUCAGUUCUAAAUUAUAAAAGUAUAGCCAGUUUGGGCAAUAGAGUACACAGUUGAAUAACCAUACUGUCUAUUCUAGAUUUGGAUAAAUUAAUUAGAUUAAGAAAUUCUCAUUUUGAGGCCAAAAUAAAGUGUACGUUGAGUUCUUCAGAGAAACUUGAAAUGCAAUCAUUAAAUUACUGUUUCUCCCUUCCUCAGAUCUGUGACACUGAUGCAGAUUGUGGCAAUGAGCGUUGCUGUAUUAAAUAUCUUGGUAUUUGUGCCCCCAAAAGGAGUUUGGGAGAGUCCUGUAACUUUUCGGUAUGAGUGCGAGAAUCAAUUUUUAUUAUGUGAGCUAAUAUGAGGAAAGAAAGGAUUAGCUAAAUGAAAUCUGAUUGGCCACGCGGAGAUUUGGAUAUUACGUUUUUCAAUCAGAGAAAACAUUUUUGUUGGCUAUAGUUACUGGGUGUUUAAGUCCUCUUUCUCAAUUUAUCACUAAACACUCGCGUUUUUGAAGUUUUUGACAAAUUUAUACUGUUUCCAUUUUUCGGUAGAAGUGGAUUUAAUGCUUCAAGAAGAGAAGAAUGUCACGUCUUCAUUCAGAUUUUGAAUAUGACUUUGUAACAAUGCCCAAAAUAAAAUACAUGGUACAGUGUAGGACAGGCGUUUCAAAUCACACUUCAUUGAUUUGAUGGCAUGAGACACUUUUCUGUGUUACCCAUGAAUUAAACACGAUGUUUAAAUUCCCAGACUAAAAUGACCAUAUUGAUUGCUAGUUUGAAAGUAAUAAACAAUGACAUUGUAAAUGGUCGCGUACGUGCAUCAUAAGUUUGGUAAGAUGCGCAUAUUAUGUGGGAUUGAGCUGUGAUUUCAUCUCGAUUUCGUAAUUAAAUAUGAUUCCCUUUGUUUUAUCACAGCAAUACCACGGAUGUGGGUGCAAAUCCGGGCUGUUCUGUCAGGUGGCAAAGUGUCUUGGUAGUUUAAAAUACUAUCGCUGUCUUCCACUUCUUCAGUAGAAACAUCCGUUGAUAAAGCACGCCGUGAAUUCAGGUGCUGUUCAUAUGCGGACUGAAAAAUGUUAUCACCGAUGCG
Pocillopora meandrina is the source of this 1516-nucleotide messenger RNA. The record is from the annotation of a GenBank genome assembly. Lineage: Eukaryota; Metazoa; Cnidaria; Anthozoa; Scleractinia; Pocilloporidae.